Molecule: messenger RNA, 824 nt
Organism: Mangifera indica (mango)
Lineage: Eukaryota; Viridiplantae; Streptophyta; Magnoliopsida; Sapindales; Anacardiaceae
Product: 70 kDa peptidyl-prolyl isomerase
Exons: 6
Coding region: 42-692 (216 amino acids)
Molecular function (GO): protein binding
Source: RefSeq, a predicted model, not a curated record
CUACAGUCCCUCCGCAUUCUAAGUUGUUUUAUGAUGUUGGAAUGUUAGAUUUUAUCAAGGAAAAAGGACCAUGGGAGAUGACUGAUCAGGAGAAAAUUGAGGUUGCUGGGAGAAAGAAAGAAGAAGGCAAUUUGCUCUUUAAAGAAGGGAAGUAUCAACGAGCUAGGAAAAAAUAUGACCGGGUAGCGGACAUUGUGAGUGAAGAGGGAUCCUUUGGGGAUAAUGACCAAAAGUCUGUUAAGUUGUUGAGAAUUUCUUGCUGGUUGAACGGUGCAGCUUGUAGUCUCAAACUAAAUGAUUGCCAAGAAGCAAUCAAGUUAUGUUCAAAGGUACUAGAUUAUGAAUGCCAUAAUGUGAAAGCUCUGUAUAGGCGAGCACAAGCCUAUAUGGAAAUUGCAGAUCUGAUCUCAGCUGAAUUAGACAUCAGAAAAGCCAUUGAGGCCGAUCCUCAGAACAGGGAGGUGAAGUUACUUCAGAAGACAUUGAAACAGCUUCAAACCGAGAGCAACAAGAGAGAUGCAAAGCUCUAUGCAAACAUGUUUGCUUUUGUGACUAGAGACUCAUCUGUGGCUACUAAGAAAUUAAAAGUCGAGAAAGCCGUGGAGGAGAAGCAGGAAGUGGUUGCGAUGGAAAUGGGAGAAGAAAUAGAUGGUUCAGCCCCUGACAAUGGCACGGUUGUGGAUUCCUGCUGAAGUAUACGUUAACGAAAUAUGGAAUGAUGAGAAAACUACAGGCUGUGCAUUUGAUACAGGUACAGAUACAGAUACCUGUGACCUAAUGUUAUUUUAUGUUCAUAAAAUCACACUUCAAAAAUUGAUUAUUAA